Lutra lutra (Eurasian river otter) is the source of this 394-nucleotide messenger RNA. Its product is annotated as ATP synthase subunit epsilon, mitochondrial-like. Bases 1 to 246 code for a protein of 81 amino acids. Gene Ontology annotation, molecular function: proton-transporting ATP synthase activity, rotational mechanism. The transcript is spliced from 3 exons. Gene Ontology annotation, cellular component: mitochondrial inner membrane. The record is from RefSeq and is a predicted model, not a curated record. Gene Ontology annotation, biological process: proton motive force-driven mitochondrial ATP synthesis. Lineage: Eukaryota; Metazoa; Chordata; Mammalia; Carnivora; Mustelidae.
AUGAGAGUCCUUCUUGCCUCUGGGCCAUGCGUCGAGCCAACAUUGAGGCAUCCUCGUGAUUCAACCCGACAUGCCCACCCUCGCGACAUCAAGGUGGCGUACUGGCGACAGGCUGGACUCAGCUACAUCCGGUGCUCCCAGAUCUGUGCAAAAGCAAUGAGAGAAGCACUGAAGGCCGAGUUCAAAGCAAAUGCUGAGAAGACUUCUGGCAGCACUGCAAAUAUUGUGAAACUGAAAAAAGACUAAUCUACCCUGGCUAAAGCUUGAAAUGCUACAUUUUCCGAGGUGAAGAUGUGUGGAUCCAUGUUACGACAGAUUGAAAACGAUCUCCCUGCAUGAAAAGAAAUCCUGUCUUGUUCUCGAUUGACAAUGCCAAUGAAUUAAAAUAUGGUUC